Molecule: messenger RNA, 1684 nt
Organism: Anneissia japonica
Lineage: Eukaryota; Metazoa; Echinodermata; Crinoidea; Comatulida; Comatulidae
Product: tubulin alpha-1A chain-like
Exons: 2
Coding region: 148-1500 (450 amino acids)
Biological process (GO): mitotic cell cycle; microtubule cytoskeleton organization
Cellular component (GO): cytoplasm; microtubule
Molecular function (GO): GTP binding; structural constituent of cytoskeleton
Source: RefSeq, a predicted model, not a curated record
UAUAGUUACUUUUUACAUUCGUUGUCUCACUCCUAGCAUUAACUAGGCCCCGAGAACGAGGACUGCAAAUCAUCUGGCCCAAAACUAGAAGGACAGCUACACAAUUUUCAGGUUUUCAUCAAUUACCAGUCUACUUAUAUUACAAACAUGCGUGAGUGUAUUUCCAUCCAUGUUGGACAAGCUGGUGUCCAGAUGGGCAACGCCUGUUGGGAGUUGUACUGUUUGGAGCACGGUAUCCAGCCUGAUGGUCAGAUGCCAAGUGACAAGACCAUCGGAGGUGGCGACGAUUCAUUUAACACAUUCUUCAGCGAGACUGGUGCUGGUAAACACGUGCCUCGUGCUGUAUUCGUCGAUCUCGAGCCAACUGUCAUCGAUGAGAUCCGUACCGGUACAUACCGUCAGCUCUUCCAUCCUGAACAAAUGAUCACUGGAAAGGAAGAUGCUGCCAACAACUACGCCAGAGGCCACUACACCGUUGGCAAAGAAAACAUUGAUCAGGUCCUUGACAGGAUCCGUAAACUAUCCGAUCAAUGCACCGGUCUUCAGGGAUUUCUGAUCUUCCACAGCUUCGGUGGUGGUACUGGAUCUGGUUUUACUUCACUCCUCAUGGAGCGUCUGUCUGUUGACUACGGAAAGAAAUCCAAGCUCGAGUUCGCCAUCUACCCAGCACCCCAGAUCGCUUCUGCAGUCGUAGAACCAUACAAUUCCAUCUUGACAACGCACACAACCCUUGAACAUUCCGACUGUGCCUUUAUGGUCGACAACGAAGCCAUCUACGAUAUCUGUCGAAGAAACCUUGACAUUGAAAGACCAACCUACACCAACUUGAAUCGUCUGAUUGGCCAAAUCGUAUCCUCUAUUACUGCAUCUCUCCGAUUUGAUGGUGCAUUGAACGUGGACUUGACAGAGUUCCAGACCAAUUUGGUACCCUAUCCACGUAUUCACUUCCCUCUUGCCACCUAUGCUCCCGUUAUUUCUGCUGAGAAGGCUUACCACGAGCAACUCACAGUUUCUGAAGUCACCAAUGCCUGCUUCGAGCCAGCUAACCAGUUGGUGAAAUGUGAUCCACGUCAUGGAAAAUACAUGGCUUGUUGUCUGUUGUACCGUGGUGACGUUGUGCCAAAGGAUGUCAACGCAGCCAUUGCUACCAUCAAGACGAAGAGAACCAUCCAGUUUGUUGACUGGUGUCCAACUGGAUUCAAGGUCGGAAUCAACUACCAACCCCCAACUGUGGUACCAGGAGGUGACUUGGCCAAGGUACAACGUGCCGUGUGUAUGUUAAGCAACACCACAGCCAUCGCCGAGGCAUGGGCUCGUCUUGAUCACAAGUUCGAUCUGAUGUACGCCAAGCGUGCUUUCGUACAUUGGUACGUAGGUGAAGGCAUGGAGGAAGGGGAGUUCUCCGAGGCUCGUGAAGAUCUGGCAGCUCUGGAGAAGGACUACGAAGAAGUCGGCGUAGAUUCCCUUGAGGAGGGUGAAGAAGAUGAUGAGGAAUAUUAAACGCAAUAGCAAUAAACAGAUGCUAACUUAAUACCAAAUUAGUGCAUUUGACGACGCUUUUAAUUUCAAGAUAGUACUCCAAUUGCAAUUGUUCUUCCAAUAAAAAUUUAAGUUCAUAACAUUAAAAGAAAAUUAUUAUCCAUUUCAAAAUAAAAGUCACAAUAAAUCAUGAAUGUCAACCGAA